Messenger RNA from Microdochium trichocladiopsis, 2289 nucleotides. Its product is annotated as kelch repeat protein. The transcript has 2 exons. Lineage: Eukaryota; Fungi; Ascomycota; Sordariomycetes; Xylariales; Microdochiaceae. The record is from RefSeq and is a predicted model, not a curated record. Gene Ontology annotation, molecular function: protein binding. The coding region runs from base 1 to 2289 and encodes 762 amino acids.
AUGUCACAUCCGUCAACGCCGCAAUACAGCGGAGCGACCGCCGGGUCGUCCUUGUUCGGCGGCCCUUCUAAUCCCUUCGCCAGCACAAGCAGCGCGAGCGCACCCAGCCUUGCCCUGCCCGCAUCGCAGAUAGUGUCUGAGGCUCCACAAGCACCCACGCCGCCCUCAGCGGUAUCCUCGUCAAACAACACGUUCGUCAUGUCCAACUCACCAGUAAAGAACCGAACGGUCGGGGAAAUAUACCGUCCGAGAGUCAUCAGAACACUGGGGCAACGACCAGCUUGUCUUGUCAACGCUUCUGUCACAUAUUGCGGCAACAACCAGAUCUAUGCUUUCGGCGGGUUCGACCAGUAUACGGACGAAGUAUACAACCACGUCCUCAAGCUCGACCUCGUCAGCCAUCAGUGGAGUCUUGUCGACAACUAUGGUGACAUCCCCGGGGUUCGCAUGGGUCACACAGCUACGCUAUACCAGGGAGAUAAGCUCCUGGUGUUUGGAGGCGAGAAUGAACACAGGACCUAUCUCUCAGACCUCAUCGUCUUCGAUCUCAAGACAGCGCACUGGACUCAGCCGCAAGUGACGGGUCCAGUGCCCAAGGGUCGCGCACGGCAUGCUGCUGUGUUGCACGAUGACAAGUUAUUCAUCGUGGGUGGCAUCACGGGACACGACAACUACGUGUUGGACGACAUAUGUUAUCUUGAUCUCAAGACAUACACCUGGUCACGGUCUUGGCGGUUUGUGGGGCGGUUUGACCAUUCCGCUUAUAUAUGGGGCGAUCGCAUAUGGGUCUUUGGCGGGCUCAGUGAGGACAUGGACAAGCCCGGAGAUCUGUGGUGGCUGGAUCUCAAGGGCGUACCUGCUUUCGAUACGGCACCCCAGCUCGGAUCGAGUAUGGAUAGGCAAAUGCAGAUAGGGCGCCAGUCGGACUCGCCACGCCCGACACAUGCCACAGGUUCGGGAGCCGUACCAGGAUCCACUGGCUAUGCAGCCAAUUCACGAACAGCCCAGGUCAGCACGCCGUCAUUUCAGCUGAAGAAGUAUGCACCCAUGGCGCCAGGCGCCAUUUCCAGCCUGAAGUUCCUUUCUGGCAAUAAUGUGCCAUCCCAAGGUUCUGGCAUACACUUCCAUAUCUAUUCUUCCGGCACGCUCCUGGACUUUGUCACACCAGCGGCCACGAUUUCGCACAAGGAGUGCUCUCUAUCGGCACUUGAUUUGGUCACAUUGCGGUGGCAAAGGCUUGCCGAGGGUCGCGACGUGUUCAAGCCAGGAUUUAGGUGGCACUACUGUACACUAAAUGACGACGGCACCAAAGCUUGGCUCCUCGGCUGUCCUACAGAUCUUCCAGGGGAGCCGACCAACUUUACAGAGGAAUAUCUCAGCGACAUCAUGGAAAUUGAUCUCCGCAGAUAUGGCUUCCUCGGCAACAAUGUGCCACCGGAACCUCGUACCCAGCACGCACGGCCAUCACCAAAUAUGCGAGUACAAGAUGUGCCAUCCAAGGGAUUAGGCAAUGACCUUGCGGCACUUUUCAACCAACCACCAGAAACCAACAGCGGUACGGAUUUCAUCAUCACAGCACUAGCCGAGGAUUUUGACGACAAUGAUAUGAUGGGUCCUGGUACCAUCCGGGCCGGCGAAAUGUCCGAGCAAAAUUGGCUAGAACCGAACGCGCGGACAUCUCAGCCCAUCCACGUCCACAAGUUGAUACUCCAAGCCAGGUGGCCGCAUUUCUCCCGCUUGUACAAUUCGCAAAUGGCCGAGUUCCACACAAAGAAGAUGCAUAUCCCUGAGCCUUACACUGUGGUCAAGGCUUUCCUCUACUAUCUGUACACAGACAGCAUCCACGCCGAUGAUGGCGUGACCGAGCUGUCAGAUGUGGCAGGUCUCCUCGUCAUGUCCAACAUUUACAACAUCCCGCACCUCCGGCUGCUGUGUCUGAACCGCCUGCUCAAGGAACUGGACGUCGAUCACGCAUGCAUCAUCUGGUACUGCGCGGGACUCGCAGAGGAGGAGUGGCUCCGCAAGCGGGCCGCCGCCUUCUGCCUGACGCACUGGGGCCGCAUCGUGAGGACUCCCGACUUCCUGCGGCUUCCCAGGACGGCGCUGGUCGAGCUGUCCCAGGAGAUCGACAUGGAAGGGCGCGUGAUUGGCGGGGACGAGAUAGACUACGUCGAUGGGUACCGGAGUCGGUACGACAGCUGCCAUGGGCGCAAGGAUAGCGUCAGCAGCGACCGCACGCAGGCCUUGCCCUCUGAUGUGGACGAUUCAGAAGGCAUGGAUAUUGCGUGA